This is a messenger RNA of Pseudoliparis swirei, 1436 nucleotides long. It is a transcript of the gene ubtd1a, whose product is annotated as ubiquitin domain containing 1a. Gene Ontology annotation, molecular function: protein binding. The record is from RefSeq and is a predicted model, not a curated record. Bases 197 to 964 code for a protein of 255 amino acids. The transcript is spliced from 5 exons. Lineage: Eukaryota; Metazoa; Chordata; Actinopteri; Perciformes; Liparidae.
UGCAUUUAUUAUGAUUAUGAGGGGCUACGGAAUUGACUGCUGUAUAUUUGGUUGGACUCGCUGUUGACAUUGUCUGGAGACUCUGCGGGGCCAGACGCUCACCAGCCCGCAAACUCUGCCCAGAUAUCGUCUGUCGAGCUGCUGAUCCUAUCGCGCGCCGCGUCAGGGUGAUAACUUCACUUGGAAGCAAGUUCGGAUGUGGCAAGCAAACUGCAGACGAAUGCAUAAUUUAACAGACUGGAUUUCCGGGACAGUGAUGGGAGGCUGUCUGGGGAGGAGUAGGAUGGAUGGACAAGGGAGUGCCCGAAGCUCGACAAGAAGCAAAAAACGUGGAGGGCGUAAUGAGCCCCUCAAGAAGGAGCGUCCCAAAUGGAAGAGUGACUACCCGAUGACAGAAGGCCAGCUGAGGAGUAAGAGGGAUGAGUUUUGGGAUACGGCUCCGGCCUUUGACGGACGAAAAGAAAUCUGGGACGCACUCAGAGCAGCAGCCCUGGCUGCAGAGUGCAAUGACCAGGAGCUAGCACAGGCUAUAGUGGAUGGAGCCUGCAUUACUCUGCCACACGGUUCCCUCACAGAGAGUUAUGAUGAACUGGGAAAUCGUUACCAGCUCCCGGCCUACACUUUAGCCCCACCUAUCAACCUCAUCUCUGAAACAACCGGUGAGAGCAAAGUCUCUGACGCCACGCAGAAACAAGCUCAGCCCCCUCCGUGCAGACAAGAGUUCCAGCUGCGGGUUCGAUUGUCAACAGGAAAGGAUGUGCGUCUGACAGCCAGCAUGGCGGACUCCAUCACUGAGCUAAAGAAACAGUUGGAAGAAAAGGAAGAAAUUGGCGUGACCCGUCAGAGGUGGUUCUUUUCCGGGAAACUCCUGACUGACAAGACUCGUCUUCAGGACGCUAAGAUCCAAAAGGACUUUGUCGUUCAAGUGAUUGUCAAUGUGAACUCUCCAGUGAUAGUUAACUGAUGAGUGAGACAGAGGGCUUUGAAGAGAAGAAAAUAUAAGGGACGUGCCAGAGAGGGGGGCAGAAGUAGGGCUUGAAAUCAUUUUCCAGUUUGCACUGCAAUGGAUUUUGUGUACAUUUUUAUAUAAGAAUUUAUUGCUUUUAUAUUGCUCCUUUUUGUAUUUUUUUCUUUUUCCAAAUGAAAUACGAAUAUUGAAAAGCACUGAAACACUUUAGAUUAACAGUAGAGUCCUAAAAUGCACAUCCCAAUGUCUGUCUGUCUGUUUGUGUGGACAUCAACUCACAGCUCUAUUGUUACACAAGUCCGCCUCCUCGUUAUGUAUGUUUCUACUUGUGCUUCAACUGAAUAUGGUUCACCUGGGGGGUCCGAAAAAGGAAAAUGUAUUUACAAUUUUAAAGAUUUGUGUCAUACAAUUUGGAAAGGAUGACCGAAAACUGUAGAGAAACAUUAAAAUAUAAAUAUCUGUUUCCAUA